ACCAGGUCAUCAGGCUGGAUCAGGCCGGAUCGGGUCAUCAGGCCGGAUCGGGUCAUCAGGCUGGGUAGCAUCAUCAGGCUGGGUAGGAACAUCAGGCUGGGUAGGAACAUCAGGCCGGGUAGCAUACACUGGGUCAUCGGGCAUCAGGGUAUCAGGCUGAAUUGCGGGCGCCGGGGCACCAGGCUGAACCACGGAAGGCGGGGUCUCUCAGAUGGCAGGCUGACCGGUUUGGAUACUGGCAGGAUGGUACUGGUUGGAAAGAAUUUUCGCCUUUUCCUGGUUUUAGUUACUGGAGCACUGUAAGUAAGCGCAGGUUUGUAAAC
Molecule: messenger RNA, 323 nt
Organism: Staurois parvus
Lineage: Eukaryota; Metazoa; Chordata; Amphibia; Anura; Ranidae
Source: the annotation of a GenBank genome assembly